UACGAGUUUCUGCUUCAUAAGGCCUGGGGUCUGUCUGUCCUGGACAUAAAGGAGGACCUGAAGAAAGCUGUGCUUCCAGACAAGUUGUUGGUGGAUGUGGACGUGCUGUCAGGUGCUCUAGAAAUGUCCCAGGAGGUGCUGAAGCAUGACCCCUGUCAGCUGGCCUCCCAGCUUGUGGGUCGACUGGGACAAAUGGUUACUGAGGACCGUCCUGUUGCCAAAGGUCAGAGAGGUGGAAUCUGGCCGAGUUGUGUACUCAGAGGACGAGUCAGUGGACAUUCCCAUUGUCACCACAACAUGUGAAGGACGGCUUCUAGUCGUCUUCUAUGAUGGAAGUUGUCUAGUCAAGGUUUUUGACCUGGCGUCCUCCUGCGCUCUGCUGCACUGUGUUAACAUCACAUUGGAGAACGAGGCAAUCCACAGAGACCGCUCCAUUCUGUUGUCCAACAGCUCCAUCAGAGACUACGUCCUCUUCGCCUACAGGUGUGGAGGUGAAGCUGCAGUGUUCAGUGCCAGAGGCGGCACAGUGCUGUCUGUCCUGCCUGCACGGCACGAUGCUGCAUCCAUACAAGCUGUAGAGAUGACUGAAGACUAUCUGUUGCUCUUCUGCAGAUAUCCAUGUAAGAAAGGCGGCGACAUCAUCCACAUUGAGCUCUUCUGCGCCACCACCUUCCUGUACAAGCGAUAUUUACUCGGCUGCAGUCAGGACUGUAUUUCCCAGGUUUCUGUCAACCAGGCAGGGACUCACGCUGUGGCCUUGUGCAUCCCCCCUUGUACCGGCAUCACUGAGCUUGUCACCUGGAACCUGGAGACGGAGGACCACAAACACAUCACUCGCUUUCCAGCUGUGUUGACCAAAGCGCUGUGCUUUGACCUACGCUUCUGCCUGGGCAUCUGCAGCGGACAGAAGUACCUUCUCCUGUGGGAUCUGACCUCCAGCAUCACCGACCAAACUCUCACCUAUAACAUCCACAAACUCAGGAGUGAUGGGACAGAAGAUGUCUUCCCACUGGGGAAAACCAGCCGGUAUGCUGUAUGCCGCUCCAUCAGAACUGGGACGGUGUGUGUGUGGAAUCUGGCCAGACAGCGUUUUGUGUGCAGACCAGUCCAAGUGGAGCACAGCCUCUACAGCAGCACCGACGUGGUGUUCGUCCAUGACCUCAAACUCUACAUCCUCACAGACAGAAACACAAACUCUUUCAAUCAGCUUCAGACUCUGCUGGUUUAUGAUCUGCUCAAGCGAAGCUACGUGAGAAGACAGACAGGGAUGGCCAUCAGUUCUUGUCUUCAGCAUGAGUACCACCUUUUGGAGGAUGGAGAGACUCUUCUGGGCUUAUCAGAGACCAGAGACCAUCUCGUCCUCUGGGAUCUGAACUCUGGCUCCAUCAAACACGAGCUCAAACCACCAUCCCACAGAGAGAAGAGGAGCGUUGUCCAAGACCAGCAGCCUCACCCAGCUCCACACAGACGGACCACAUUGAUGCGCUGGGACGUCCGGACAGAGAGCCUGUCUGCAAAGAAGAGGAGGCUGGAAAGGGAGGCAGAGAGGGAGAAAGAGGAAAAAAUGAGACUGGACAGAGAGAAGUUCAACGUUACUGACCAGUAUCUCCUUAGUGGAGAUGAACAGGUGGUGGUGUGCUCCUACUUUGCUCACCAUCUCAACGUGUUCAGUGUGGCCUCCCGGGAACACCUCCACACCCUGGAGGAAAAGACAUCCCUGCUCAGCCUCCAGCCUGCAGAUCUGACCCACACCGGCAGCCAUCUGGUGCUGACAGCCUACGAUGAGGAGCAGAGGAGCACUGAUGUCACCCUGUGGGACCUGCUCAGAGGAACGGUGGAGCAGAGGCUGAGGAAUGAGCCGGGGGUUAGCUGCAUAGCUGUCACAGACGGCGCAGAAAGGAUCGUUUUUGGAGUCUCUGGAGGGAAAAGACUGAUGGUGUGGGAGCCCUUCAGGGGAAACUGUAAGAGCAUCAGCGGUUAUGGGACUCUGAGGAUAGACAUGACCAGCAAACUCUUUGUGACUGAUGGGGGAAGCAAAGCCUUCCUGCUGGCAGGCCAGGUGAGUCUGUGGGACCUGGAGAAGUGUUCGGUCCUAUCGGUACUCUCUCUGGAUGCAGACGUCAGCUGUGUGAAGCUGCUACCUGGACGCCAGAGCUCCCUGGUCCUCGGCCUCAGCCACAGCCCUGCCCUCAUCGCCGUCUCAACACCCACCGCCAGCUCAGGAAGUCACAUCUCUGGAGGAGAAGACCUGUUUGGAGAGUCCAGCAGCAGUGAAGACGAGGAAUUGUAGAGUUCAACCUGUUUUAUCAGUAAUUUUCACAGCGCGUCGCAUGAUUGUCCAUCCAUCCAUUUUUUAAGAUGCUCCACUGUGGUCAGAAAGGGAUGGACAUGGUCAGCAACAAUACUCAGGUAGGCUGUGCUGGUUAAACCAGACCA
This is a messenger RNA of Melanotaenia boesemani (Boeseman's rainbowfish), 2436 nucleotides long. RefSeq lists its product as uncharacterized. The transcript has 15 exons. Lineage: Eukaryota; Metazoa; Chordata; Actinopteri; Atheriniformes; Melanotaeniidae. Gene Ontology annotation, molecular function: protein binding. The coding region runs from base 146 to 2290 and encodes 714 amino acids. The record is from RefSeq and is a predicted model, not a curated record.